Aspergillus calidoustus is the source of this 2586-nucleotide messenger RNA. Lineage: Eukaryota; Fungi; Ascomycota; Eurotiomycetes; Eurotiales; Aspergillaceae. The record is from the annotation of a GenBank genome assembly.
AUGUCUCAUCCACAGCCCACGUCACAGAGCUCGCCUUUCUUGAACAGUCCCUCUUUGGGCAGCGGUCGCUCCCCUCACCUUUCUCCAAGGACCACCGGCCCAGAUGUUCAACCAACUGAGGAACCGAGGCACGACGCGGAUACAGGUAGCAGAUCGGGCUCGAACAAACCUAAGCGGAAGAGAAAUCGGCAUCGGAAGCGUCGAAAUCGCAGACAAUCCUUUCUCGCACCGGAAGACUCACAGCCCGGCGCCCCACCUACAGUCCCCGAAAACGAGGCCUUGAAUGUGAUGGCGGGGAACCAGGGCAGACCGCAGGGUUCCACGCCAUUCUACAAGCUUGGAGGGAAUCUGAGCAAUACAAGUCUGGAAAGCGAAGCGUUGCUGGAUCAUCGGAAUCAACCGAUGAUGAGACCCCGAAGAGAGAGCCGUCUAGGGCAGUCAUUUCGACCUGGUUCAAUGUCGAAUUCGUUUCGCAAUCCCGACCCCAGCCCUCGCAACUACCUAGAUCGCAGCCACAAUUCGUACGCAGACGAUAGCGAACACGACGAGCCUGAUGAUCGUACACCGUUGAUGAGGCCUUCUUCCAGUCAUACGGCGACACAGCUACGAUACGGUGCCGACUCCAAAUCCAGUCCGUUUUCGUUCCGGCGUCGCCGAUCUGCUCAGUCUGGUUCAUCUGGACAUUCGCCCCGCGAUGUACCCAGCCAUGAUGUUAACAACCCUCCUUCAGUUCCCGGAACCCCCAAGCAAGGGCCUGAUUUGGGGUACAACGAUGCUGUCGUUACAGGGGCGGAGUAUAAUUUUGAUAUCGGCAGGGAUCUCAAUGAUCGGUUUGGCUCAUCCCGGCCAAAGGACAUGGUGAUUGAUGUGGAGGGCACUGCUCAGCGGUCUAAAAGCUCGCCGGGGUCCGUUGCUUCUUCUCUACAGCGUACCCCUCGGGAAGGGCUCCAUCGGCGGUUUACCGUCCCGGCUGAGGAAGACGUUUGCUUCCCGCAGGAGGACGCCUCGGAAGUAGCAGAGUGUGCUCCAGCUCUAACGCGAGGAGACGAGCGGCGCAGGCGACGAGACAAGGAGUGGCCGGAUUUGUCUGUCUUGGAGGACUGGAGCCGUGUAGAAAAGGAAGACCGGACGGGUGUCCUUCGCGCGAAAAAGAUCAACGAACCGAUGCUGGUUGAAGGCCGCCUUCGUCCACAGUACCGAUUCUGGCGGCACGAGGAGGACGAGGCACCGUACCGAUUCACUUAUUUUAACGAGGAGUUCCAAAGCACCAUCCAUGCACAGACAAUUUCCGAGUUGGUGCCGCCAGGAGGUAGCUUCCGCGACCUAUUCAUUCCAGAUCCGCCUGAGCUUGAGGACUCCUCGGACGAGGAGGAGAGCGAUUCAGAACACCGCCCGAGUGAAACCCCAACAAAUGGUCAGCGUAGUUCGAAUCCCAGUCCGGGCACUAGGACGGCGACUUCUUCCAACAAUCACGAAACACAUCACUCGCCGGACCCGAGGGCGCACUUUCGAACCUCAAUCAUAAGCGAGGCCAUGUCGGAAGGGCGGGCAUCAACCGAUAUUGGCCAAGAUCAUCCCCAAGCUCCCCCAAAAAAGAAGCGAUACGGACCUCGACCGACAUUCUGGCUCGACGUUACUUGUCCGACUGACGCGGAAAUGCGGGUAAUUUCGAAAGCCUUCGGCAUUCAUGCUCUGACAGCGGAAGAUAUCAUGAUGCAGGAAGCACGUGAGAAGGUCGAGUUGUUCCGAAACUAUUACUUCUUGAACUACCGGACCUUUGAGCAAGACCCGAACAGCGAAAACUAUUUACAGCCAGUGAAUAUGUACCUCGUUGUGUUCCGCGAGGGCAUCCUGUCCUUUCACUUCUCGCAGACACCGCACCCGGCGAAUGUGCGACGGCGCAUCCGCCAACUGAUGGACUACUUGAUUUUAAGCUCGGAUUGGAUCUCAUAUGCGCUUAUUGAUGACAUCACCGACGUCUUUGGUCCUUUGAUUCAAGCCAUUGAGGAUGAGGUCGAUGAGAUUGAUGAGAUGAUCAUGCACAUGCACUCUGACGAGGCGCCUUCGAAGGAGGAGAAGGAACAGCCUGUAGUUCCCGGUCCAGGCGAGAUGCUGCGGCGCGUGGGCGUGUGCCGCAAGAAAGUGAUGGGGUUGUAUCGACUGUUGAGUACCAAGGCAGAUGUCGUCAAGGGCUUCGCCAAGAGAUGCAACGAGCAUUGGGAGGUGGCGCCCAAAUCGGAGAUUGGUCUGUAUCUGGGCGAUAUUCAAGAUCACAUUAUGACCAUGACCAGCAGCUUGACCUACUACGAAACGCUCCUGUCACGCGCGCACAGCAACUACCUGGCGCAAAUCAACAUCCUCAUGAACGAGCGACAAGAACAGACCGCCGAUGUCCUGGGCAAGCUUACCGUAUUAGGAACUAUAGUUCUCCCCUUAAACAUCAUUUGCGGUAUGUGGGGGAUGAACGUGAAAGUACCUGGCCAGGACGUGGAUAGCCUGACAUGGUUCUACUCGAUCACGGGCGGUCUAGUCCUUUUCGCGUUCUGUUCAUUCCUCAUUGCGAAGCGGGUGUACAACAUUGUUUAG